Ruditapes philippinarum (Manila clam) is the source of this 951-nucleotide messenger RNA. RefSeq names its product interferon-induced protein 44-like. Gene Ontology annotation, molecular function: GTP binding. Lineage: Eukaryota; Metazoa; Mollusca; Bivalvia; Venerida; Veneridae. The transcript has 5 exons. The coding region runs from base 1 to 951 and encodes 316 amino acids. The record is from RefSeq and is a predicted model, not a curated record.
AUGGGUGAAAUGAUAUUCUCGGAUAUGAUAGAGAUCGACAUAUCAGAAAAACACCUCAUGGAUAGAUUAUCGUUACAACAGCGUGACAUAACCCUAGGAUUUCUCAACGCUGGUGUACACCAAACAGAGUUUGAAUUGUUACUUCGUGAGCAAAUAAAAGAAAUAAAACCGGCAUUGAAACCUACUAUCGUACUUGUUGGACCUGUUGGAGCAGGAAAGUCUUCAUUUGUUAAUGCAAUAUUAUCUGUUUCUAAUGGACGUAAGUUUGAUAUUGCUGUGACUGCAAGUGGGUACAAAAGUUGUACAACAUGUUAUGAUAAAUAUUCAGAUAAAUGCUUACUACAAAAUUUUCGUCUAAGGGACUGCAUGGGGAUAGAACAAAGUGCUGAGGAAGGAUUAAAUGUUGCUGACAUGGUUUCUCUUCUUAAAGGGCAUGUUAAGGAUGGUUAUAUGUUCGACCCAAGACGCCCAAUUUCACGGCUAAACGGAAAUUACUGGCGUGAAUGUCCCAGGUUCGAACAUCAGACCCAUUGUGUUGUUUUUGUAGCUGAUGCAAAUGUCAUGCAUUCUGGCGUUCCUCAGGCCUAUGUCAGGAAAAUUAAACAAAUACAAGAUGCAGUGAAGCAAUUACGUAUACCAAGUGUUUUGAUCUUGUCAAAAGCUGACGUUCUUUGCCAAGAGGUUCAAAAGGACAUUACAAACAUGUUCCGAAGCGUUAAGGUUAGAGAAGCUGUUAUAAAAGCAAGCGAAGAGUUUAAUAUUCCGUUAGCCUCCAUUCAUCCAGUUUGGAAUUAUGAAGAUUCUUUUGAAAUCAGUUGGAAAAGGAACAUACCACUUCUGCUCGCCUUUAGGCAAAUUACACAGUAUGCAAAUGAGAAGAUUGAUGCUUUCAACGAACAAGCUAUCGUUACAAACAUAUGUUAUGGCAGGAGUGACUUUUAUACCUUUUGA